AUGUCGAUGCUCGAUCAACUUCUUGAAAUGGGAUUCGAGCGUAAUCUUGCUGAAUCGGCACUGCAAGCAACAAAUGAGGUCGGUUUAAUAGAAGCAAUGGAUUGGCUUUAUGAACAACAAAAUAAAGCUGAAGUAAAAAUGGAAGAAAUUAAAGCAAAUGAUAUAGCAGCAAAAACGUUUGAUGGGGCAGCUAAUGAAGCAAAUAAUGAAAUUAGAGGAGCAAAUUCUUCUAGCACACCUCCCAAAGCAUUAUCGUUCAAAUGUGAUACAUGUGGUAAAGCGCUGGCAGAUGAUGCCGCAGUUAUGUUUCAUGCGGCAAAAACAAAACAUGAAGGUUAUAGCGAAUCAACUGAUUCUGUAAAACCUCUCUCGGAAGAAGAGAAGAAUGAAUUAUUGGCAAAAUUGCAUGAAAAAUUGAAAGAAGCCAGAAUUAAAAAAGAAGAAUUUGAAAGAAAAGAAGCCUUAGAGAAAGAGAAGAGGCGACGUUUGGAUGGCAGAAAUGCGCUGAAAAUGGAAGAAGAGCGACGCGAAAAAGAAAUGAGGAAAGCAAUUGAAGAUCGAAAACGGGAGAAAAGAGAAGAUGAGGCUGCACGCAAGCGAGUUCUUGAACAAAUUCGGUUGGAUAAAGAAAGUCGUAAAUUCGCAGAUCAAAUGAAAAAUUUAUCUUCUUCCUCUGCCGUUGAACGUAUUAGUAUUCCUAAAGUUGAUUCAGAAUUUUGCUGCUUACAAAUCCGACUUCCAGAUGGAUCUGUGAUGAAGGAAAAAUUUAAAUCAGUUGAAACAUUAGCUGCUGUAUAUACUUGGAUAGAAAUGAAUAGGACUGAUGAGCCUCAACAUCAUUAUCCAUUCUCACUUAUGACACCAUUUCCUCGCAAGGUUUAUGAUGGUGAAGAUCGAGAAGCGCCAUUGAAAUCUUUAGGCUUAUGUCCAUCUGCUAGUAUGGUUAUUGUGCGGAAAAACUAUUAA
Messenger RNA from Dracunculus medinensis (Guinea worm), 966 nucleotides. The record is from the annotation of a GenBank genome assembly. Lineage: Eukaryota; Metazoa; Nematoda; Chromadorea; Rhabditida; Dracunculidae.